Molecule: messenger RNA, 4020 nt
Organism: Protopterus annectens (West African lungfish)
Lineage: Eukaryota; Metazoa; Chordata; Ceratodontiformes; Protopteridae
Product: peroxidasin homolog
Exons: 15
Coding region: 1-3495 (1164 amino acids)
Biological process (GO): response to oxidative stress
Molecular function (GO): peroxidase activity; heme binding; protein binding
Source: RefSeq, a predicted model, not a curated record
AUGGACAUCAGUGAGAUCUUUCCAACUGAGCUGGCUGAAAAGGUGCAGAGUGAAGCAAAACCAAGUUUUGUAAUCUUGCCACAGAACACAGAGGUAUUGCAAGGUUCAAGUAUUACACUGGAAUGCAGUGCAGCUGGAUACCCACAGCCCUGGAUCACCUGGACCAAUGAAAAUGGAGAACUUCCAGCUGAUGAGCGAUAUAAAGUCACUUCGUCAGGAGGUCUCUUUAUUCAUAAUGUUACCCUGGAGGAUCAGGGGCAAUUUAUCUGCCAUGCUACCAACAACCAAAGUUCCAUUCAAGCCUCUGCAAGUAUUAUUGUGCAAGCUCCACCAAGGUUCACUAUUUUUCCCAGAGAUGAGACAGUGAUAGAAGGCAACACCAUCGACUUUGGAUGUGCAGCAGAAGGUAAUCCAGCUCCUGUAAUUACCUGGACCAAAGCAGGAAGCCAACUGCCUAGUGAUGGGCGCCAUGCUGUUUUGUCAAAAGGUGUUUUGCGUAUCAGCCAGGUAGCUCUCCAUGAUCAGAGCCAGUAUGAAUGCCAGGCUGUCAACCAUGCAGGUGUAAGACGUACAACAGUACAGCUGACAGUGCAUCCCAAAGUGCUGCCAGUUUUCAGCCAAGUGCCACAGGAUGUCAGUGUGGAAGUUGGACAAGAUGUAGAGAUUCCUUGCAGUGCACAGGGAAUACCAGAACCUGUAAUUACAUGGAAUAAGGAUGGUGUACAGAUCACAGAGAGUGGGAAAUUUUACAUCAGCUCUCAAGGAAUACUGACUGUCAGAGAUAUUGGUCAGUCAGAUGGGGGAAGAUAUGAAUGUGUGGCAAGGAAUCCUUCUGGAUAUACCACUACAAGCAUGCUAUUGAGUGUUACUGUUCCAGAAGGAAUACGAGUUGGAGACAACUUUGUUGAGCCAUCCGUUCAAGAUGCCAUUCGCAGGGUUGACAGUGCAAUCAAUUCCACACGAAGAAAUUUAUUUGACAAGCAUCCCCUUACUCCAAGUGACCUACUGGCUUUGUUCCGCUAUCCUCGGGAUCCAUUCACUGUUGAAACAGCACGAGCUGGAGAAAUCUUUGAACAAACUCUUCAACUAAUCCAGGAUCAUGUGAAACAGGGCUUAACUGUGGAUCUGAAUGGAACAGAUUUUCGCUACAAUGAACUAGUGUCUCCACACUACCUUAGUCUGAUUGCCAACCUUUCUGGAUGUACAACACACAGACGUACUCCUGACUGCUCUAAUAUCUGCUUCCAUCAAAAGUACAGAACUGCAGAUGGAACCUGUAACAACCUGCAGCACCCUAUGUGGGGUUCAUCUCUGACAGCUUUUGAAAGGAUCCUAAAACCAGUUUAUGAAAAUGGUCUAAGCCUUCCCAGGGGGAUUAGUGUCCAGAGCUCAUACCAUGGGCAUCCUCUCCCUCUACCACGACUUGUGUCAACAACAUUGAUAGGCACAGAAACAAUAACUCCUGAUGACAGGUAUUCACAUAUGCUUAUGCAGUGGGGACAAUUUAUUGACCAUGACUUAGAUCAAACGGUACCUGCAUUAAGUAUGUCAAGUUUCUCUAAUGGACAGCCUUGUAGCGCCACUUGCAGUAAUGAUCCACCUUGCCUUCCCAUCCAAAUACCUCAGAAUGAUCCUCGUGUUAGAGGUGCUAGGUGCAUGUUUUUUGUCCGCUCCAGCCCAGUAUGUGGUAGUGGGAUGACUUCUUUGUUGAUGAACUCCGUGUAUGCAAGGGAGCAAAUUAACCAUUUAACAUCAUACAUUGAUGCCUCUAAUGUCUAUGGAAGCAUAGAUAAUGAAGCAAGGGAGCUAAGGAACCUUACAAAUGAACUUGGCCUUCUGAAGCAAGGGCUUCUUGUAACACGUUCUGGAAAGCAUCUUCUGCCAUUUUCAUAUGGACCACCAACAGAGUGCAUGAGGGAUGAAAAUGAGGAUUCGACUCCAUGCUUUCUUGCAGGUGACCACAGAGCUAAUGAACAGCUGGGACUGACAGCUAUGCACACAGUGUGGUUUCGUGAACAUAAUCGAAUUGCUGGAGAACUGAAAACACUUAAUCCACAUUGGGAUGGGGAUAUUAUCUAUCAUGAGGCAAGGAAAAUAGUUGGUGCUGAGAUGCAACACAUCACUUACAGUCACUGGUUACCAAAGAUCCUGGGAGAUCAUGGUAUGAAAAUGAUGGGGGAAUACAAACAUUAUAAUCCCAAUAUUAAUGCUGGAAUAUUUAAUGCAUUUGCUACUGCAGCUUUCAGAUUUGGUCACACACUGAUUAAUCCCAUUCUAUAUCGUUUCAAUGAAACAUUUGGAGAAAUCCGAGAGGGCCAUAUUCCUCUGCACAAAGCUUUCUUUUCACCAUUUAGAAUUAUCCAGGAGGGCGGUAUUGAUCCACUUCUGCGUGGCCUGUUUGGGGCUGCUGGCAAGAUGCGCAUGCCUUCUCAGCUUCUUAACCUUGAACUAACAGAGAGACUUUUCUCUAUGGCACACUCAGUUGCACUAGACUUGGCAGCUAUUAACAUCCAGCGAGGCCGUGACCACGGAAUCCCACCAUAUGUUGACUACAGGACUUUUUGCAACCUUUCCAUGCCUCAAACCUUUGAUGACCUCAAGAAUGAGAUUAAAAGCCAUGAAGUUAGAAACAAACUUGAAGAGUUAUAUGGUACACCACUGAAUAUUGACCUGUGGCCUGCACUGAUGGUAGAGGAUCUGAUUCCUGGAACAAGAGUAGGGCCCACUCUCAUGUGUCUCCUUGUUACCCAAUUUCAGCGUCUCAGGGAUGGGGACAGAUUCUGGUAUGAAAACCCAGGUGUGUUCUCCCCAGGUCAGCUUACACAACUUAAGCAAGCUUCAUUGGCACGCAUACUGUGUGAUAAUGGUGACAAUAUCCGGCAUGUCCAGUCUGAUGUCUUUCUAAUGGCCAGUUACCCACAUGGGUAUGUUAACUGUAAGGAAAUUCCGAAGAUUGAUUUAAGAUUGUGGCAGGACUGUUGUGAAGAUUGUAGAACUCAGGGACCAUUCAGGGCACUAUCGGAGCAAUUUCACAACAAACAUUCUGAUGAGUUCAGCUACCUAGAAGAUCAACACAGAAGUGGACAAAGAAAUCAUGCGGCAAGACGCAGAUACACACCUGAUGAAAAUCUGUUAAAGCGUGUGCAGAGAAAUGAAACUGCUAGUUCAAAUCCACUGCUUCUUUAUGUUGAGGAUUUUAAUCUCUUUGUGGAGGACGUGCACCGAGCAAUCUCUUCACUUAGGAAGCAGAUAAAUAAACUGGAGGCUCACCUUAGACGAGAAGGCUGCACUGAUGAAAGGGGUAUCCAUCACAGAGAAGAUGAACACUGGUCAAAAGAAGAAUGUGUCAGCUGUCAUUGUAAGCUUGGCCAAAUACUGUGUCAUAUGAAGACAUGUCCUGCUGCAUUAUGUGCAAACCCUACUGUAAAGAAAGGAAUGUGCUGUCCUGUCUGCUCAGUGAAUAAAAAUUUACAGGAACCACCAGGUCAUCUAUGAAACUCUUUUAGAAGAAAUUGUCUCAGUUUUCUGCAUUAUCUACUGAUCAGAAAGGAAAUAUGUUUAAUAAGAGGCUCAACACAAUAGAUCGUGAUCACUGAAUAGAGAAAUAACCUCUGGAGGGAAUUCUGCAUCAGUUGUGAAAUUAAUGUUUCUGCGACACAAUCCAGGACUAUAGGAUAAAGUUACAGUUUGCAUUCUGGUGUGAUGGGCAAAAAGAAAAAAGGAACUUUUAGCUGUCAAACAAAAAGAUAUUGUAUCCUCAUAGAAUGCUUACAAAUCUCAUGCCAAGAAGAGUUUGGAUGGACUUCAAAAGUGGACUCUGUGGUCCCAAAUAACUUCAUAGUCUUUUGUCAGAAACCUGAUAGUUGAUUCAUAAGUGAUGGCACACUUUAAGCAGGGGAGUAUUUGGUGAAUGAGAUAUAAAUGUUUACUGUUUUUCUACCCAUUUGAGACUAACAGUCUUUACAGUUUAAAGUUGUGCAAUGGUAUAUAUUAAAGGCCACAAAAAUGCUUGUAAGACUA